Candoia aspera is the source of this 1325-nucleotide messenger RNA. RefSeq names its product cytokine receptor like factor 2 (gene CRLF2). Gene Ontology annotation, molecular function: protein binding; cytokine receptor activity. Gene Ontology annotation, cellular component: external side of plasma membrane. The transcript is spliced from 10 exons. NCBI's taxonomy places the organism in Eukaryota, Metazoa, Chordata, Lepidosauria, Squamata, Candoiidae. The record is from RefSeq and is a predicted model, not a curated record. Bases 38 to 1075 code for a protein of 345 amino acids. Gene Ontology annotation, biological process: cytokine-mediated signaling pathway.
AUUGAUAAAAAUUUGACUAUAGACUCAAUUAAGAGUUAUGGGACAGGAUAUUCAAGCUUGUGUUGCUGUACUACUUUGGAUCUACCUGCUAAUUUCUCAGUUAUGGGCACAAAGUUUAUGUCCCCCCACUGGAUUUUCUGAUGAGGAAGACAUCUCAGAAGAAAUAGAUUUUUCCAACAAUCAUGACUGCAUAAAUUAUAAAAUAAAAAAUAUCCAUAAUGAGCAGAUGGAGAUCUUGUGGAGUCGUAUCGAAAUGUUUACUAGCAGGAACUUUACAGUGUUUUAUAGAUUUGAGGAACAGAAUUGGAAGCAAUGUGUACAAUAUGUUCAAGAUCAUGGAUACAGUAUUGGUUGUAUUUUUCAACGUGAAGGAUAUGAAUUUGAUAUCUCCAUCAGAGAUACAAAUGGGACACAAGAACUUUACAAGGAUUUUAAACUAGAGAGUAUAAAAUUCUUGAAGCCCAAACCUCCCGAAAAUGUUACCUUCCAUUGGAAACAUGACAAAGUCAUCAUAGAAUAUAAGCCACCUUUCACUCGACAUUGUUUUGUAUUGGAAUAUCAGUACAAAAGUGAAUUUGAUGAAGAUUGGUCUAGGAAAAAUGAAAGCUGCAAGUUUGAAAGACAAGGUUUUGAUCCAGUGAAAUGCUAUUCCUUCCAGUUUAGGCUGAGAUUCAGGUGCAGUGUGUCUUCUUAUCCAAGUGAAUGGGGACCAGAAAUACAUUGGAAAAAUGGCAGUUCUGUAGAUUCCUGUGAAGCUGUUGACUUCAAUCCGGACUUAAAUACUGUUCUCCAGUCAACUUUGCUGAUGGCUGGCCUCCUGAUCAUGACAGCCAUUUUGCUUUAUGUCUGCAGGCUGAAAAAAAUUAGAAAGAUACUAAUUCCAGUUAUACCGGACCCUCAAAAUAUAUAUUCUGAUUUGUUCAAUGACCACAAUGGAAACUUCCAGGAGUGGAUUAUUAAAACUGAGAAUGUGCUGCCUGAAACACAGGUGGAAUGUACAGAGAACGAAUGUAUAAUUGAAGAGGAAAAAGAGGAAGAUCUCCAACAAGCUAAAGUGGAAGCCGUAGCGUCCUGAUGUUAAGAGCCAAGAAAUCUAAUUUGUAUCAUGGUGCCUAACACGUGAUAGGACGUGUCUCACAAUCUCUGCCUGAAGCAACAAGAGAACAUUGACUCAACUGCAGCCACUUUGGUUUUGUACCUAUAGUUUCCUCUCUGUACACUGUCUGCCAUUCCAUUUUAUGAAUUUUAAGCUUAGAAGAGUGUGUUAAAUUAUAUGUGCCAAAUAGCCAUAAGGAUUACAACUGCAAUAAACACAAUAAUUAUAA